CCACACGUUGACCUAAUCCAAAUGAUACACAGAAGUGGACACAGGAAAUAUAUGAUUACCAGUAAUUUAAGUUAAUGAAUUCAAAAUAACGGGUAAAUAAAAAUUUAAAAGCAGACUUUGAUAAGGUAAUCAGUUUAAUUUAAAAUAUUUGCUUUGAUAGUUGAAUAAAAAAAAAAACAAGUUCACAAAGUCAUUUCAGUUUCAUAAUAUUUUAUUAAUUAAAUAAAUUUAUUAUUACUGCAAAACAUUAACAUAAAGACAACAAAAUGUGUAGGAACAAAUAAAUAUUGAAUACAAUUAUUAACCUCUAAUGAUGUUAACACAAGAACUUAUCAACCCUACAAUUAUAAUCAUUUGAAGUCAAAGAAUGGAUAAAUCAUAGUUUCAGAUGAACUGUAAUGAAGAUAACAUAAUUUGAAGAAAUUAAUGUUCUUCAAUUAUAAUAACUUGGUUUAAAAAAUAAAUGUUUGACGUUUUCUUAAGUGUGCAAUGAACACUCAUAAAACAAAUGUAUUUAACCAUUAAAACUGGGAAAAGAUAUAAAUGUCCUCUGUGUAAUUCAUACUUGUCAUGUGUGAAGUUUCUUAUCGAAGACAGCACUUACCUAAAUCCAGUAUAUUUAAACUGUUUAUCUGUUGGAUAUUGAAUGCAUCAAUUACAUUAACUGACAAUAACUCGGGACAUCAAAUAUCCGACAAUAACUCGGGACAUCAAAGAUCCGACAAUAACUCGGAAGAUCAAAGAUCCGACAAUAACUCGGGACAUCAAAGAUCCGACAAUAACUCGGGACAUCAAAGAUCCGACAAUAACUCAGAACAUCAAAUAUCCGACAAUAACUCGGGACAUCAAAGAUCCGACAAUAACUCGGGAGAUCAAAGAUCUGACAAUAACUCGGGACAUCAAAGAUCCGACAAUAACUCGGGACAUCAAAGAUCAGACAAUAACUCGGGAGAUCAAAGAUCCGACAAUAACUCGGGAGAUCAAAGAUCUGACAAUAACUCGGGACAUCAAAGAUCUGACAAUAACUCGGGAGAUCAAAGAUCCGACAAUAACUCGGGAGAUCAAAGAUCAGACAAUAACUCGGGAGAUCAAAGAUCUGACAAUAACUCGGGACAUCAAAGAUCAGACAAUAACUCGGGAGAUCAAAGAUCCGACAAUAACUCGGGAGAUCAAAGAUCUGACAAUAACUCGGGACAUCAAAGAUCUGACAAUAACUCGGGAGAUCAAAGAUCCGACAAUAACUCGGGAGAUCAAAGAUCAGACAAUAACUCGGGAGAUCAAAGAUCUGACAAUAACUCGGGAGAUCAAAGAUCUGACAAUAACACGGGACAUCAAAGAUCUGACAAUAACUCGGGACAUCAAAGAUCUGACAAUAACUCGGGACAUCAAAGAUCUGACAAUAACUCGGGAGAUCAAAGAUCUGACAAUAACUCGGGAGAUCAAAGAUCAGACAAUAACUCGGGAGAUCAAAGAUCCGACAAUAACUCGGGAGAUCAAAGAUCUGACAAUAACUCGGGACAUCAAAGAUCUGACAAUAACUCGGGAGAUCAAAUAUCUGACAAUAACUCGGAAGAUCAAAGAUCCGACAAUAACUCUGGAGAUCAAAGAUCUGACAAUAACACGGGACAUCAAAGAUCCGACAAUAACUCGGGAGAUCAAAGAUCAGACAAUAACUCGGGAGAUCAAAGAUCAGACAAUAACUCGGGAGAUCAAAGAUCCGACAAUAACUCGGGAGAUCAAAGAUCUGACAAUAACUCGGGAGAUCAAAGAUCCGACAAUAACUCGGGACAUCAAAGAUCCGACAAUAACUCGGGAGAUCAAAGAUCAGACAAUAACUCGGGAGAUCACAGAUCAGACAAUAACUCGGGAGAUCAAAGAUCUGACAAUAACUCGGGAGAUCAAAGAUCUGACAAUAACACGGGACAUCAAAGAUCCGACAAUAACUCGGGAGAUCAAAGAUCAGACAAUAACUCGGGAGAUCAAAGAUCAGACAAUAACUCGGGAGAUCAAAGAUCAGACAAUAACUCGGGAGAUCAAAGAUCUGACAAUAACUCGGGAGAUCAAAGAUCCGACAAUAACUCGGGACAUCAAAGAUCCGACAAUAACUCGGGACAUCAAAGAUCAGACAAUAACUCGGGAGAUCAAAGAUCUGACAAUAACUCGGGAGAUCAAAGAUCCGACAAUAACUCGGGAGAUCAAAGAUCAGACAAUAACUCGGAACAUCAGAGAUCUGACAAUAACUCGGGACAUCAAAGAUCCGACAAUAACUCAGGACAUCAAAGAUCAGACAAUAACUCGGGAGAUAAAAGAUCUGAUAACUCGGGACAUCAAAGAUCCGACAAUAACUCGGGACAUCAAAGAUCAGACAAUAACUCGGGAGAUCAAAGAUCUGACAAUAACUCGGGAGAUCAAAGAUCAGACAAUAACUCGGGACAUCAGAGAUCUGACAAUAACUCGGGAGAUCUGAAACCCCUCCGCCCUGGAAUACAUGUUACUAGUCCAGUUCUAAACAGAUGGUAUCAGAAGAUUUGAAGCAGAAAGAGACAAUAACCUGUAUACAAUGUUUACAUGUUAUGUAGGAACAUUAACAUUUUAUCAAUAUAUUCUUCUGUUUGAGGUAUUGUAAUUAUCUGGCAAUAAGCCCAUGUAUAUAAAAAUAACCCUGCAUUUUUUGCCGUUCUAUAAGUUACUAACAACUGUAACUUCUUCUUUGUCCAGUACACCCUCUGACUUUGAGGCUAUGACUUGGUCCCUGAGAUUGGAUAGAUGUGAUUAAGGAUUAACUGUUUACCGCAACAUCAGUUUCAUCACUGAUGUAAACAACAGACUGAAUAUGUAAAAUGUUAAAUGUGCAUGACAUUUGUAGUCAGGGUGGAAUGUUUUACACCCACAAAAUUUUGAACCAACAAAAA
Messenger RNA from Pecten maximus, 2912 nucleotides. RefSeq lists its product as uncharacterized. The transcript is spliced from 2 exons. Bases 571 to 2532 code for a protein of 653 amino acids. The record is from RefSeq and is a predicted model, not a curated record. NCBI's taxonomy places the organism in Eukaryota, Metazoa, Mollusca, Bivalvia, Pectinida, Pectinidae.